This is a messenger RNA of Chroicocephalus ridibundus (black-headed gull), 2049 nucleotides long. RefSeq names its product NFIL3 like basic leucine zipper (gene NFILZ). Bases 338 to 1237 code for a protein of 299 amino acids. Gene Ontology annotation, biological process: regulation of DNA-templated transcription; DNA-templated transcription; circadian rhythm. The transcript has 3 exons. Gene Ontology annotation, cellular component: nucleus. Lineage: Eukaryota; Metazoa; Chordata; Aves; Charadriiformes; Laridae. The record is from RefSeq and is a predicted model, not a curated record. Gene Ontology annotation, molecular function: DNA-binding transcription factor activity; DNA binding.
UGACAUGUUUCUCAGUGCAGGGCUGUGGCAAGUGGGCGUGCAGUGAGGCAGCGUUCAGAAGAGCAGCUCAUCGUCCCCCUCUCGCCUGGUCUGAGUGGCUCUUGGGUGAGGAGCUGAUGGCAGAUGACUCUGGGUGUCUCAUCUGAUCGACAAGGAUCUCCUUAUGACAGGCACCAGGAGCAAGAGAAGGACAGGGAGAAAGCUAACUAUUUCGCCUGGUGCGGGUGAUGAGUUUACACAGUGAAAAAGCCACCUGUUGAUCUUUGACUCAUUCAACAAAGAAGUCACGUCAAAUACUAACCUGAAAAAUUCCUGACCCCUGGCUGCAUUCACAACCAUGGAAAACUUCAUGGCACCGCUGAGCACCGUCAGUGAGUUGGCGCUUCAGCAGAGCAAGGCCAAGCUCCUCCACCGCAAGGUGAGCGGUCCCUCCCGGCGCAAGCGGGAGUUCAUGCCAGAUGAGAAGAAGGACAAUAUGUACUGGGAGAAGAGGCGCAAGAACAACGAGGCGGCCAAGCGCUCACGGGAGAAGAGGCGCCUCAAUGACUUCGCCAUGGAGAGCCAGUUGGCUGCUCUCAGUGAGGAGAACGCCAUCCUCAGGACAGAGCUGCUGUCCCUGAAGCUGCGCUUUGGGCUCAUCAGCCCAGACGCUAGCACCUACCAAGGUCACUCUCUCCAAGACUUUCUGGGAGUUUUUUUCAGAGGGCACAGAGCAGCCUCUCCACUCCUGGAAGCUGAGCCCUUUGCUGGGGAGUCCUGCUUCUUCAGAACCAAGAGCUUUGUGCCAAAGGUGCUGGAGCCAGCUGAUUUUUCUUGCAAAACCUUUGGCCCAUCCAGAAACGUCCUUGGCUGUGACUCAAAACCAACUCCCAUGGACACACCUGGCCUUCAGCAGCCAAAGAGGCUUGAUGCAGGCUUCGGACCCACAGUUUGCCCUCCAUUCCUCAAUUACCACUGCCCGGACAAAUACGCUUUCCAUUUGCCCUUCUCAGGCAGUGCCUGCUUCUUGUGCCCUUCCCCGUGUUCAGCUGAGGCGAGCAAAGAAAACACCACAACUGUCUCAGAUGAAGAUGAUGAGCAACAAGUGCCCAAAACUUCUCCUCUGCCCCCAUGCAGCCUGCCCUGUCCUUCAGAAGAUCAUUCGAAGGGCCGAAGCUAUGCUGCCCUACCUCACAAGCUCCGGAUUAAGACCAAAGCCCUCAGCAGCUUGGAGGAAUGUGGCCUGGACUCCCACUGAGGGAGCAGAGGAAGGGCCCUCAGUGGGGCCAGUGUAAGACCUUCCAAAGACGUGAAGGGUUUGGAAGGAGGGUGUGUGGGGGGAAUGUCUUAUACUUUAAAGAGGGAAGUCAUUUUCUCUGCUUUGCAUAAAUAAUAAGGGAGUUUAUAGGGCUGGGCUGCAUCACUACAGCACAACUGCAGCUGGCCAUAAUGUUCGUCUUACUGGGUGAGACCUGCCAGACCCUGCGGUCUGAGUUUUACCUGUCUGCUCUGCUCAUGAAACCACGCUAAAAUUUGAGGUGUGAAGGGACCAGAGGCAGGAAGAGGCUAAGAGAGUGGAGGUGGUGGCCACACCACGUAACACAACUACAGCUGCCUGGGGUGACGACCAUUUUAAUUACCUUUGCUUCAUCAUCACGUUCAUCCUCACAAAUGUGCCUGAAGUCUUAAUUGUUUGACAUGGGAAACUGUUGAUGGAAACAGUCUGAGACCCUCAUUUGUCUGAAGCAAGAAAAAGGGAUAGUCAUAAACAGGCGGCGAAUUUACACUGUCGUGAAAUGACAGCAGAACCUAGUCCGUUUUAUUCCCAGUUUAUCAUAAUUUAUCUUCCGAGAGAAUGAACUCUUUGACCAGACACAGAGUGGUCCAGAAGAUAGUUUCAUCAACCUUUGCAAUUAUUAUUUUGGAGGACUAAAUGUUUGUUUUUUACUGAAAUGCAAAACCUAUUUUAGUUUUACUUCGUUACUUUCAAAUAAGGCAUUUUCAAAAAUGCUAUUUCUAUAUUUGGAAAUUGCCUUUACAAAACAUUCUCUCACCUUUAGCUGAGUUGGC